AAUACUAUCCUCUUUAUGACUUGCAGCAAACCAGAGAAUGCAUUCAAUCAAAUGAACCGAUCUUGUAGAAACACUGGAAUCAUUUAUGCAUUGCAGUUUCUCUUUCUUGUUUUCGCUCCUUCUUCCCUGGGAUAUUUUGAGUGGAUUGUGGCUAUUAAUCAAGAUCUCGUGCUAUUCGUGUUUUGCUUGUCGUUUUCGCUCAGGAUUAGCAUCAUUCAAGGCAAACGCAAAGCUGCUUUUCCCACCCCCCCACCCCCCACUCUUUUUUGAAAAAUCAUUUUUGGGGGCUGCUGAGGAGAGCUAGGACCCAGGAGACACCUUCCCAAACAGCAGGGGUUGUGUGCUUUCACAUAGCAGUACUGUACAAGGAAAACCCCGUCGGAUCUGUUAUUGCGGGAUACUUGUGAAAUAUACAUAGGAUUCUUUCUUAUGGCUGCAUCCCGGAUCUGGAAAUUUUACUUGGGGACCAGGAGGAUUUGAAAGGCUACAUGUACUCAGAAGAUUUGCAAGCAACACUCCAAUUCUUGUCAUAGAGCUCACAGACUUCUCACUUAUCGGCUUUUUUCCUUCCUUAUUUUUUAAGAAUUAUUCUUAUUUUCCCCCCUCUUUUUCUGCUCUCUCCUCUCUCAGUCUCUCCUUUUCUAUCUGCCUCUUCAUUUUUCUCCUAGUCUGUUUUUUUUUUUUUUUUCCUGCUCUGCACCUGGAUUGUAUCUUCAGCAAACAAUCGGGCACUUUGAGAACUAACUGGAGACAGUCUUGUAGGGAAGAUCUGUAUGGAAUUAUCUGCUUUUAUGGUGAAAUUGGCAUUUGUGAAUGGGAAUCUUGCUCACAAUAUUAAUUGCUAGCAAAAACAAGAAAAAGAACACACGAGUAAAACGUGGAUUUUUCUGAAUACGCAUUGUGAUGACCAGCAAUUACCUUACCGACUAAUAUCCAGAGGAGAAUAAUUUGGAAGACUGUUGUAGGGAACAGCCUUUAAGAGCUGGAAGAUGAAAGCUCCGAUUCCACACUUGAUUCUCUUAUACGCUACUUUUACUCAGAGUUUGAAGGUUGUGACCAAAAGAGGCUCCGCCGAUGGAUGCACUGACUGGUCUAUCGAUAUCAAGAAAUAUCAAGUUUUGGUGGGAGAGCCUGUUCGAAUCAAAUGUGCACUCUUUUAUGGUUAUAUCAGAACAAAUUACUCCCUUGCCCAAAGUGCUGGACUCAGUUUGAUGUGGUACAAAAGUUCUGGUCCUGGAGACUUUGAAGAGCCAAUAGCCUUUGAUGGAAGUAGAAUGAGCAAAGAAGAAGACUCCAUUUGGUUCCGGCCAACAUUGCUACAGGACAGCGGUCUCUACGCCUGUGUCAUCAGAAACUCCACUUACUGUAUGAAAGUAUCCAUCUCGCUGACAGUGGGUGAAAAUGACACUGGACUCUGCUAUAAUUCCAAGAUGAAGUAUUUUGAAAAAGCUGAACUUAGCAAAAGCAAGGAAAUUUCAUGCCGUGACAUAGAGGAUUUUCUACUGCCAACCAGAGAACCUGAAAUCCUUUGGUACAAGGAAUGCAGGACAAAAACAUGGAGGCCGAGUAUUGUAUUCAAAAGAGAUACUCUGCUUAUAAGAGAAGUCAGAGAAGAUGACAUUGGAAAUUAUACCUGUGAAUUAAAAUAUGGAGGCUUUGUUGUGAGAAGAACUACUGAAUUAACUGUUACAGCCCCUCUGACUGAUAAGCCACCCAAGCUUUUGUAUCCUAUGGAAAGUAAACUGACAAUUCAGGAGACCCAGCUGGGUGACUCUGCUAAUCUAACCUGCAGAGCUUUCUUUGGGUACAGCGGAGAUGUCAGUCCUUUAAUUUACUGGAUGAAAGGAGAAAAAUUUAUUGAAGAUCUGGAUGAAAAUCGAGUUUGGGAAAGUGACAUUAGAAUUCUUAAGGAGCAUCUUGGGGAACAGGAAGUUUCCAUCUCAUUAAUUGUGGACUCUGUGGAAGAAGGUGACUUGGGAAAUUACUCCUGUUAUGUUGAAAAUGGAAAUGGACGUCGACACGCCAGCGUUCUCCUUCAUAAACGAGAGCUAAUGUACACAGUGGAACUUGCUGGAGGCCUUGGUGCUAUCCUCUUGCUGCUUGUAUGUUUGGUGACCAUCUACAAGUGUUACAAGAUAGAAAUCAUGCUCUUCUACAGGAAUCAUUUUGGAGCUGAAGAGCUCGAUGGAGACAAUAAAGAUUAUGAUGCAUACUUAUCAUACACCAAAGUGGAUCCUGACCAGUGGAAUCAAGAGACUGGGGAAGAAGAACGUUUUGCCCUUGAAAUCCUACCUGAUAUGCUUGAAAAGCAUUAUGGAUAUAAGUUGUUUAUACCAGAUAGAGAUUUAAUCCCAACUGGAACAUACAUUGAAGAUGUGGCAAGAUGUGUAGAUCAAAGCAAGCGGCUGAUUAUUGUCAUGACCCCAAAUUACGUAGUUAGAAGGGGCUGGAGCAUCUUUGAGCUGGAAACCAGACUUCGAAAUAUGCUUGUGACUGGAGAAAUUAAAGUGAUUCUAAUUGAAUGCAGUGAACUGAGAGGAAUUAUGAACUACCAGGAGGUGGAGGCCCUGAAGCACACCAUCAAGCUCCUGACGGUCAUUAAAUGGCAUGGACCAAAAUGCAACAAGUUGAACUCCAAGUUCUGGAAACGUUUACAGUAUGAAAUGCCUUUUAAGAGGAUAGAACCCAUUACACAUGAGCAGGCUUUAGAUGUCAGUGAGCAAGGGCCUUUUGGGGAGCUGCAGACUGUCUCGGCCAUUUCCAUGGCCGCGGCCACCUCCACAGCUCUAGCCACUGCCCAUCCAGAUCUCCGUUCUACCUUUCACAACACGUACCAUUCACAAAUGCGUCAGAAACACUACUACCGAAGCUAUGAGUACGACGUACCUCCUACCGGCACCCUGCCUCUUACCUCCAUAGGCAAUCAGCAUACCUACUGUAACAUCCCUAUGACACUCAUCAACGGGCAGCGGCCACAGACAAAAUCGAGCAGGGAGCAGAAUCCAGAUGAGGCCCACACAAACAGUGCCAUCCUGCCGCUGUUGCCAAGGGAGACCAGUAUAUCCAGUGUGAUAUGGUGACAGAAAAGCAAGGGACAUCCCGUCCCUGGGAGGUUGAGUGGAAUCUGCAGUCCAGUGCCUGGAACUAAAUCCUCGACUGCUGCUGUUAAAAAACAUGCAUUACAAUCUCUAGAACACGAGGAAAAACAGGGUCUUGUACAUAUGUUUUUUGGAAUUUCUUUGUAGCAUCAGUGUCCUCCUGUUUUACCAUGUCUUUUACCAUUACAUUUUUUGACUUUGUUUUAUAUGUCGUUGGAAUUUGUAAAUUUACAUUUUUUUUAAAGAAGAGACUGAUGUGUAGAUAGAAAACCCUUUUUUGGCUUCAUUAGUUUAGUUUUAGAAUGGGUUUUUAUUUUAUUUCCUUUUUUAAAAUUUUACUUUGCUUUUAACAUUUCCUUGGGGUGCUUGGACAAAUCUAUCCGAUGGGACAAGGAGCACCGGAUUCUUUCUCGGGUUCUGCCUAGGAUCAACUGGGCCACGUCGGCCUUCACAGAACAGUGCAACAAAUGCCAGCAUUGCCAUUCGGGGGAAAAAAAAAAAAAAAAAAAAAAAGAUGAGAAGAACACUUGUUCAUAGGAGGGCCCCACCAGUCAGAGCCCUGAAUCUCUUCCUUGUCCCACCUCAUUCCCCACCUCUACCUUUCUAAUGGCGGCAUGAUGUGUAAACUCUGUGGAGGGGUGGGGGCGGGUCUAACUGUCUUAACAUUCAAGUCACUGCUCUUCAGAAUACACUCUAGACCCAAAGGUGUGCUAAUCACUUCACAGUGACCACUACAGAGUACUAAGAAGAGAAGAUCAAGGGCAUGAAAUUGGGGAAGAGUGUUAUUUCCGUUUUUUAAAUGAGUUGAUGUACCCUUAUAUAUAUAUACAUAUAUAUAUAAAUAUAAAUAUAUAUAAAAACAACAAAACAAAACAAAACAAAAAAAGAAAAAAAAAACAAAAAACAAAAACAAAAAAAAAAUCAAGCCCUAUAUUUGAUCACUUCCUGGAAAGGCAUGAAUGUGUUUGUGGCUGUUUUUGUUUAAUCUUCUACUUCCUCUUUUCCCUCUAUAAUUUCUCUGCAAAUGAGAUUCUGUGCAAAUGCCAGGCAAGUUAAUUCAAAAGAGUGAAUCAACGCAAGUCAAAAUGAAAUUUACACUGAAGGCUUCCAAACCAAAGGGAAGGACAGGAUGUGUCAUCAAAUAUGUUUUGUCACCUUGUAUUAUACAAAAUGUUAUUUUCUAAAGAGUCAGAGAAAAUCUGUGAAACUUAUUAUGCGGCCCCCUUGUAAUUAAAUGUUAACUCCCUUGUAUUUAAUUUUCAACACUACAUUAAGUGGUUUCAGUUUGUGGACAUAAGCAACACUUAUUAAUAUCAAGGUGUUUAGGAACUCAGGAGGUCAAACAUAUGAAUACCAACAGAGAUCAGUAUUUUCAAAAUAAACAUUAUUUAUACAAAAUAGUUUUUAAAUUAGAUCAGAAAGUAUUUAAAAUAAUUAAUUUUACUGUAUAAAGAAUUUGCUUUAUUUUAGCUAUGUAAUUCUAUCUUUCAGAAAACAGAAAGCUGAUGCUCCCAAGAAAUUCAUCCCUUACCAUUUAGCUUUAUGUUUGAAAUCAAUGACAUAAGCAGCUAAUUCAUAUUCAUGUGAAGGUUGAUGCAAAAUCAAUCACAAAGGAAUCUGCAGAGGGCAGAGUUGUUAAAAGGAAAUAUUACCUAUGUAGCUUUUAGUUUUUAAAAAAAAUCAAUGUGAUAAAAACACUGAUAAUAGAACUUAUACAUUAAUUUAGUGAUUCAUUGUAGGAACUCCCAUCCCAGUCAUCAUCUGUGGGCCUGUGUAGUGACUACUGUACGUUUGGUUUAUUCCUACCACCAUUUAGUGAGAAAACAAUUCUACACUUUUGGUCACAAUAGUAAGGUGGCCACACACACACACACACACACACACGUGUAAACUGCAAUAGGGUUCAUUGGGGAGGGUGAGGUUAAUUUGCAAAUAUAUGAAGAAGAAGUGUAAGCAUUUGUAACAAUGAAAAGGUCUCAGUAUCUGUGUGACAAGGUAAAGGAGCCUUGGGAUGUGCAUUGAUUAUUAUUUGCUUAAAAAUUGUUUAUUUCCCUGACAACUCGCCUGGGUCCUUCUCUACAAUCUGUUCUUUAUUCCCGUGCUCUCCCCUUGGAUCUGUGUCACAUUUUCACAAACCAGAACUGAAGCUGCAAGGACACAUAAAACUUUAAGGUCAGCUUUGCACAUUGGGUUAUUUUCAGAAUCUGAGAAGGCCAUUGUUUACUGUGUACUAUGGACAGCUGUCAGGGACUGGUGGCAGUGUACCUCACUGGACUGGAUUCCAAACUCCCCCAGUGCUCAGAAAACUGUAAACGUGGCAAUGGCCUGAUUUAUCUCUUUGUUUUUUAAUUUUUCUUUUCAGUGCACGAUGGAAAUGUGGAAUAAAUGUAGAGGAAGUAAUCAGACCACAGUCAUAUUUUAGGCAUCCAUAGGUGUUAAUUUAGCUGCAUUGGGAGUACAUUUUUUGUUCUAUUUUUAGUGUAGAUUUAAGCACUUUGAAUAGCAUGAUUCAGGGAUUGAUGGGUAAUAUUUGAUAUUCUCACAACUUAUGAAACUUCUUUUUCCUCUAAUGCUUUGUCAUAUUUAAAAAAUGAAAUAAAUGCAAAAGAAGCUAUCUAUGGCUUUAGAAACAUUCCUCCCAGGUAUUCCUCUAUCAGCUCCAUGUGAGAAGAAAUGAAGGAAACUGUCAUGUGUUCACGUGCUCUAUGUUUAACAAAAGUUCUGUUAGAACUCACAAUAAAAAGAGAAAAAAAUCAAUGUCCCCUAGUGCUUAGGUUUCAUCCUUCGCUUUUUUCAGUGGGGGCUGUGGGGGAUAAGAAUAUUCUAGUUGUAAAAACACAGUUGAAAGUGUGAGUAUGUUAGCCAAGCUGGGGGAGAGAAUGGACUUCCAGACUUGGACAUACGUGAUGUUUGGUAUUGCCAGUUUUUCAUCAAUUGCCGCUCGAGCUCUGAACGACACUUUGUGGAUUCAAAAGAUCAUCCGGUUCUUUAGUGUAACCUCUACUUGCUGCUUAUGAGCAUCCUACCCCUUAUUUGGGUGCUCAAAACUUUUGCUUAUUUAAUUUGUACUGCAUUCCUUAGGUCUCCUGUGGGCAGAGAAGACAUUUGUAUCUCAUGUAGACAGCUGAUUUAAGUUUAGAUCAAUUCUAUGAAACAAAUCUGAGACAUGAGUUAAGAGACCUGAAUCUACUAUAUUUCUAUAGCUAAACACUUGAUUGCUCAAACAGUAAACCACUUUGUGAUUAUAACUUUCUUCAUAGUAUAUGUAUUUGGACCCUAUCAACUUAAUCUUAAAAUAUAGAUGCUGGUUUCUUCCAUAUUUCAUUGCUAUCUAGCAUUUUAUAACAAGAAUAUUAACUGAGAGCCAACCCUUAAACUGUAAGUCUUGUUUAUCCUAGAAUAGUCAUUAACUUUUCAGAUAUCAUUUAUAUAAAUUAAGAUCACCAUUUCUAGGAAAACAUUGAUUCAUACAUUUGUGAAUUAUUUUUGGAUUCUGGAAUGAUGCCCUAGUUCUCCUUUUUGUAAGGAGUAUUUUUUUAAUCUUGUGAUUAAUUUCUUUAUUUAUUAGGUUAAGUUUGUAACAUUAGUCCCAGAAGAAAGCAUAUUGAAAUUUAAAGGAUAGCAUCAGCAUUAUACAAAUGAAAUGACUGACUGGAAGUAAGAGAAUACACAGACAUAGAAGAGGAAAAUCCCUUCCUGUCUCUGAUCUGAACUUGCUUGGUCAUUAAUCUCAUUAUUGACAUAGCUGAUUAAUAGAGGUGAAAUAUUAUUAAAUAGGUUAGAAAUCCCAUCUACAGACAGAUACACAUUCCCUAUUGCUGAGGAACUUUUCUAACAGUAUAUACAGUUAUUACCAAAAGAUGGUGAUGCAACUAGAAUCCCUAAAAGGAGAAGCUUAUCAAUGGAAACAGAGGCUAUUCCUUGCCUUAUCAUGAAUCCUUUACACUUCUUUAUUGUUCUGAACAAAGAAGGUAACCAAUAAUCAAAGUUUGAUUAUCCUUAAUAGUAGAUCUUAAUCUUGGGUUCAAGGAUACCUUGUGUCUAUAAAAAGGAAUAAAAUAACAAAGCCCUUGAAAUUCCAGACAAAAUUGUUAAUGUGCUUUUAAAACGGUGUUCGUCUGGGUGUGAGUCUCAAGACAUCUAGCACCUAAAAAGCUACUGAUGUUUGGAUUUAGAAGAUAUUCUCAAAAACUGAUAUUCAGAUAAACCCACAUAACUUACAGGCAUUGUUUUGUCUACCACUGUCUACCUUCAUUCAUAAAAACUCUGGAGAUAAUUAUUGUUCUACUAGAGACAAGUCUCCUUCCAAAAUGGCCUGGCUUUGUGGGAGACUCAGCAUACUGUAAACAAAAAUUUUGUAUGAUGACAAAUAAUUCAUGCUCAGAUAAAAACUAAUUGGCUAUCAUUGUCGUGAUAAUCUUACUCACGUCUUCACCCAUUCUAAAAAUAGUUUGGGGUGUGUGAAAUUAUGUAAUUUGGCAAUGAUGCCUUAUUUCAGUAAAUUUAUUUAUGAUUUAUGUUUAAUUAUUUUUCCUACAACAUAACUAAGAAUUCAUCCAGUACAGGAAAAGAAGAAACAAACAUUUGACAUGUUUUUCUAAAAAAAAAAGAAAAUCCCACCAAGUUUUUUUUUAGGCAAAGAUUUAGAAGUGGCUAUAUAUUUGAUUUUCAACAAUUAUGAUUUUGCCAGUUUCAUAAAUUAUGAUAUGACUUUGGAGGAAUAUGAAGAAUUUUGAGAAUAAAGUUAGGUAGUGGUUAAAGUUUUACUCUUACUUGCAAUUGGUAGCAAGGUGAAAGGUUAUUCUAUGUUAAUAAAUUGAGAUACUGUCACAAGGAGCUUUAAGAUCUAACCAAAUUUGAAUAAAGCAAGAGAAGGAUGAUAUGAUGAUUAGUUAAUCCUAAUCCUAAAUGAAUGUGCCUUGUCAUCAUCAAAUUUCCAUCACAUCCAUAGAAAAUGGAUAUAAUUUUGGAUGUAAAAAAAUUGGAGCUCAAUUCCAAUCUUCUAUCAAGUAUCAUUUCUUCCUUCUAGGCUCAGAACAUAAAACAUGUCUGUGUGUGUGUGUGUGUGUGUGUGUGUGUGUGUGUGUGUGUGUGUGUGUGUGUGUGUAUGUAUUUCUCUUGCUCAUUUGAAAAUUUUUCUCUAAAUAGCCUCUGGGUCCACUGACAAACUCAUGUUUCUGAAUUCUUCGUUAAAGUAAGUAAAGUACUAUUGUUUCUUCUACCAUUCACUAUCUUCAUUGAUGCAUUCCCCGUGGUCCAUAAGUGUUUAGCAUAUUCUCUUUUUAACAAGGGCAAUCACUCUUAAAAAAUCAUUACACUAUGUUCUCUCCACUACUAAAUGAAUAGAAUCGGAAAAACUGCACAUGAACUUGAGAGUAUUACAUGUAAUAUUGAUGUGUAAAUUUUAACCUUCAUAAUCCAGAUAACAUUAAGUUUCAAAGGGCAUGCUGUGUCAUUACAAAAAGAUUUAAUGUGAAAUGACAUUAUUACAUAGUGCAUGAAAAUGUGGCAAAGUAAUUUGGAUCUAUCUUUACUAGUCAAUGAGAGAUUAAAUUUGGGGAGAUCAGAUGUGACCGUUUAGGUUAAUUCUCAACUGGGAUGAAGAUAUCUUAAUGUUAGGAUACAUGGGUGGUUGUCCAUAUUCCUUGCAGUAUAUGCUCCUCUUAACUAGAAUCCUUAGUGUAUUCUUUCCACCAAAGUAGUGGAGGUAUGUUCACAUAAUCUGCUAUUGAACUGCAAAAACUUUUACAGUUUCAGAGUUUGAGGGAACCCAAAUAGGAAAAUUGAUGGAGUCAUUUUCCUCUGCUGGUGUUCAAGUCAUAUUUGAAACUCAGACACUCUCAGAUCUGUUCAACAGUCAGUAAAAAGUGCAUUUUUACAUAGUGUUUCCCUUUAGUUUUGCCUACCCUCUUGAUUUUGUACAAUCUAGAAUGUAUGUAACUCAUGCGUAGGUGAUGGAGGCGCUUUUUUUCUUAGAAUACUUACAAUUAUAUAUUUGGUUUUGCUUUGACUAGCAAUAGGAAAAUAGACAAAUACAAGUGUAAAAAUGAGAAAUUUUAAACUCAAAUUAUAAUUUGUGUUUUAUAGUCGUUUCAUAAGUCUGUUGCUCUCUAUGAGUAUGCUCUCUAUAUAUCCUGUAAAAAUAAAUUUAUAUGUUACAUAGAAAUUCAAGAAAUUAAAUUAUUUAUUAAGCUACAAAUGUUUCUUCUGGUUUCUACCUGAUCAUAGAUGAAAAUAAAUUAAAUAAUGUGUUGUUGGAACAUAUGUAAGUACGUUUGUUAAUUUGAUAACUCUUGUUAAACUUUUCCUUCCCUCUUUUUAUGUCUGUAUAAACUUAUAAUUCUUAGGCCUAAUUCCUAUUGUGAUGGUGAAGAAAGAGACUUAAGAAUGCCCAGUUGGCUGGAAAAAAAGAAAAGAAAAGAAAAACCUUCUUUAAAAAUCAAGCCCAUUUACAAUCCCUUUUUUCUCUUCACUACUGGAUUAAGGAGAGGUUUGAAUCAGUAACUCAGUAACUUAAAAGUCAUUAUCACAUUAAUGGUUUUCUCAAGGUUAAAUUCCACAUUUGUCCCUUUAUUUUAUAAAAUUAUUUGAGAAACAGAAAUGAAAGGAAUGAUAACAUGUGAGUCCUUCUUUGCUGUUUCCUUUCCUUACUUCUUGCUCCCCAGGUAUUUUAUUCCUUUCUUUUUAAGGUACUACUCACAUAAUGACCUUAAAAUAAAGUCCCCUCAGGUAACAUUUUAAAGUGACCAAGAUCUUUAAUCAUCUUGUUUUUCUGCUCUGUUCGCAUCUACUUGAAGUGCACAGUCAAUCCUAAAGGGAAAUGUUUUUGGCCUUACUUCUUAAGUUUAAGAUAAAUAACCUUAUUAUUUAUUUGGGAGGAGGAGAAUGGUGGUAAAUCUUUCCAUCAUAAGCAUAACAAGUGAACAACCAUAAGCCUCUUAGAAUGAAUGAGCUGUUUAAGCAGAAUGCAUAUCUUAAAGAAACAGCCUUUUAAGAAACACUUAUCAAAGAUGAAGCAGACAUAAAUCAUUAUGAAAAUUUAAAGUAAUAGUUACAAAAGGCCCCGUAAGGUUAUUUUAGAUUGGAUUUCAAAGUAGUUAGCAUAUUUAAACUUUCUUAAAGCCAUUUCUACCUCAGUAGGAUUUUUAAAUGUGAGAAAAUAAACUAUUGAAAAAAUAAAAUGUUAUAAGGAUCAUAAAUCAGUGUAUAAUUUGCAUAGUACAUUUUAAAUUGUGAAUCAUAUUAUAGCAUAUGACCCAUUAUUCAAAAUAUCAGGAGAGACCUCUAUAGUUGAAGAAAGUUUGGGAUUGUUUGUGCACUUCAGACACACACAUAAAUUCUCAGGAAUUUUAAUUACAUUCAUACUAUUGACAAGUGGUUAAAAGACUGAUAUGGGCUGGGCGCAGUGGCUCACGCCUGUAAUCCCAGCACUUUGGGAGACUGAGGCUGGCUGAGGCCAGGAACGUGGCCUCAAAGACUUUGAGACAAGAAUGAGGUGGAUGUAUUUGAGGAAGAAAAGGAAGGCCAUUGGCUGGGCGCGGUGGCUCACGCCUGUAAUCCCAGCACUUUGGGAGGCCGAGGUGGGUGGAUCAUGAGGUCAGGAGUUCAAGGCCAGCCUGGCCAACAUGGUGAAACCCCAUCUCUACUAAAAAUACAAAAAUUAGCCGGGUGUGGUGGUGCACGCCUGUAAUCCCAGCUAUUCAGGAGGCUGAGGCAGGAGAAUCACUUGAACUAUUAGGGAGGUGGAGGUUUCAGUGAGCUAGUAUCAUGCCACUGCACUCCAGCCUAGGUGACAGAGCGAGACUCCUUCUCAAAAAAAAAAAAAAAAAAAGAAAAAGAAAAAAAAAAAGAUAAA
Messenger RNA from Gorilla gorilla gorilla (western lowland gorilla), 10953 nucleotides. RefSeq names its product interleukin 1 receptor accessory protein like 1 (gene IL1RAPL1). Bases 990 to 3080 code for a protein of 696 amino acids. Gene Ontology annotation, biological process: signal transduction; negative regulation of exocytosis. The record is from RefSeq and is a predicted model, not a curated record. NCBI's taxonomy places the organism in Eukaryota, Metazoa, Chordata, Mammalia, Primates, Hominidae. The transcript is spliced from 11 exons.